AUGCAGAAAGCAACAUACUACGACAACUCUGGACUUUUUGGAGGUUACACCUACCCUAAACCCGACUCUUACAACUACGGCACCGCUCACCAAUCCUACUCCGCUUCUAACAUCGAGACUGACUAUCAGAGCUCAGUAUGUCCCAUCCAGACCCCCUCUGUUCGGCCCCCAACCCUUAAAGACGGUGACCUGAACGGGGACUGCAUGCGCCAAAGCGGCAGUCAAAGCAACAGCAGCAGCAGCCAGGCGAACAGUAUUGGGGAGCAGCAAGGACCUCCACUGUCCGCAUCCUCCCCCAGCUCUAAUGGAUCUGCAUCCAACAAGAAAAAAUCUCCAUCCAGCAGCGGCUCCAGUUCUGCCACACCGGCUCUCACCAAGCAGAUCUUCCCGUGGAUGAAGGAGACCCGGCAGAACGCAAAGCAGAAGAGUAACAACUGCGCGGCUGCAGGUAGAGAUCAUGAUGGAGACCCCUGUGAGUGUGUGGGGGAUGAUUCUGGGGGGUGGUGGUGGAUUGGGCCUUUUUAUGAUCACAUUUCAUGAGUGUAUUAGUCUUAUAGAUGCUAAAAUGGUGGUGUUUUUUUUUCUUUGUUUGUUUUGUUUUUCAGGUGGAGAGGUGAGUGAUGAAAAGAGCCCACCGGGUCCGGCCUCCAAAAGGGUCAGAACUGCAUACACCAGCGCGCAACUGGUGGAGCUGGAGAAGGAGUUUCACUUUAACCGCUAUUUGUGUCGCCCGAGGAGAGUGGAGAUGGCGAAUCUGUUGAACCUCACCGAGCGCCAAAUAAAGAUUUGGUUUCAAAAUCGGAGGAUGAAAUACAAGAAGGACCAGAAAUCUAAGGGGCUCGCGCACUCUCCCCUGGGGCACUCCCCUGAUAGGAGCCCGCCGCUGAGUGGCCCAAAUCACAUUGGAUACUCUGGCCAGCUCCAAAAUAGCCUCAGCUAUGACGCGCCCUCGCCCCCGUCCUUCGCCAAACCCCAGCAGAACAUGUACGGUUUGGCUGCCUACACGGCGCCCUUGGGUGGCUGCAUCCCGCAGCAGAAGAGGUACCCGGGCUCUGAGUACGAACACCAUGGCAUGCAGAGCAACGGAGGCUUUGCCAACGCGAAUUUGCAAGGCAGCCCCGUUUACGUGGGUGGAAAUUUUGUUGAUUCCAUGCCAGCCUCGGGCCCCAUGUUCAACCUGGGCCACCUUCCCCACCCGUCAUCCACCAGCGUGGACUACAGCUGUGCCGCCCAGAUUCCGGGGAACCACCACCAUGGACCCUGUGAUCCCCACCCCACGUACACAGACCUCACCUCUCACCAAGCGUCUCAGGGAAGGAUUCAGGAAGCGCCUAAACUCACGCAUUUGUAA
Molecule: messenger RNA, 1351 nt
Organism: Xyrichtys novacula (pearly razorfish)
Lineage: Eukaryota; Metazoa; Chordata; Actinopteri; Labriformes; Labridae
Source: the annotation of a GenBank genome assembly